This is a messenger RNA of Prorocentrum cordatum, 528 nucleotides long. The record is from the annotation of a GenBank genome assembly. NCBI's taxonomy places the organism in Eukaryota, Dinophyceae, Prorocentrales, Prorocentraceae.
GCGCUCGAGUCCGGAUACCAGGUGGAUGACUCCGAUUCUGCCCGGCCCAAGGCCUUCUUCAAGUCGGCCGCCGAGGUGGCUGAAGAGCUCGGGUUCAAGGUCCUGGACGCCGAAAGUUCGGGGGAUGCGAGCCGGCCGAAAGCCUACUUCAAGUCUGCUGAACAAGUUGCUGAAGAGCCCGGAUACGAGAUCAGAAAGCCCUCUACUAGCGAGCACCAGGCGGACAAAGCUGACGAGGAGCCCCGAAGGCAGACGGCCGAGGCGGCAGAGGAGGCCACGGAGAGGAAGCCCAGCCUGGGCGACGCGGGCCGCCCCGAGGUGCCCCCUGCAGCGGGCAGCGCGGCAGCGGCCCGCGAGCCCGAGGCGAGCGCCCCCGAGGAGGCGCCGAGGCCUCCCGCGGGCAGCGCAGCGGCAGCAGCCCGCGGGCUCCGGGCGAGCGCCGCCGAUGAGGCACGCAGGCGUCGGGGGAGGUCAGUCAGUUGUGGGAAGAUGCCAAGUUGUCAGAGAGCUCCAGGGCGCUGGCGGUGA